AUGCAGAAUAAAUACAAUGCACGCCAUGCAUUUCCAAUAAAAUCGAGUAUUGUUUCAGGAAAGUUGGGCUCAAAAAAGUCCAAAUCAGCCAAACCAUGCCUAGAGCCUCAACCAGAAAUUCAGCCAGCAGACAAUUCCCCUAGUGAACCUAAGCAGCAAGAGGAAGAAAAGACUGAGACACUGCUGCCGUCACUGCCACCAUCACGGCCAGCCCCACCGCUGCCAUGCCCAGCGCCUCAACCAGGAAUUCAAUUCAUUCCCGAUGAUCAACCGUAUCAACCGUCGUAUCCUCCAGAGUAUAAUAAUACUUAUCGUCCCAUUGAGACUGAUUGGAGUUACCCUGAAGAGGUUGCACAGCAAAUGGUUGAGAAUAUAUUUGGUACUGGACCUUACGAUCACUAUCGAACGUCAUGCUUAAAAAAGAGGAAAUCAAACAGACCAGCAAACUCUUCCCAUAGCGAAGUACCACCUGAGCAGCAAGACGAAGAAAGGACACCGCCACCGCCAUCGCGGCCAGCGCCACCAGUCCCAGCGCCUCAGCCAGGCAUUCAAUACAUUCCUGAUCCCUAUGAUGAAUCGUAUCCUCCAUGGUAUAAUAACAAUGAUCCAUGGAGCAACAACAGUACGUCUGAUCAAUAUCCUCAUACUACUAGUUAUCGUCCUGUUCAGAGUAAUUGGAGUUAUGAUCAUGAAGAGGUUGCACGACAAAUGCUUAACAAUCAUUUUGGUGGUGCGCCUGCUUAUUAUCACAAUCCUCCUCUUCCUCCUCCCGGCGUAAACCCAUCUUAUUACUAUUCUUCUCAUCCUAGUCAUCAUCAUGCUCACAGCUAUGGUGCUCCCGAUUAUGCACAACAAUUGGCUGACAGCAUAUUUGGCCCGCCUGUACCUUAUUACUACUAUCGUUAG
Messenger RNA from Corylus avellana, 906 nucleotides. NCBI's taxonomy places the organism in Eukaryota, Viridiplantae, Streptophyta, Magnoliopsida, Fagales, Betulaceae. The record is from RefSeq and is a predicted model, not a curated record.